UAAGAAAAAUAUUUAUUUGUAUAGUGUACGAUGUUAAAAGGCAUACAUCUUCUAUCCUAUCUUGUGUAUCUGCACAUGCUCAUAUGAGUGUAUGUAUACGCAUGUGCGCGUUCAGAAAUUGAAAUCAGAUUUUCAUCACUUAUCAAUAUACUUAUUACAUGUGCGCGCAUUGACUUGCAUGUUCAUACUUGCAUAUAUACUUAUAUGUACAUAUAUUUGCAUACAUUGCCGAACAAAUAAUGCACAAGCAUACAAACAUACAUCUGCGUACACAUAUGAAUAUGUCACCAACAAAAUUGAUCUUCACAAUUCAAUAUGGCAGCCAAAUUGGCGAAGAACGAAAGAGAGAUGAUUACGCUGCAUAUUCUCUUGCGCAACGAAGAGGCAGAACUACUUUCCUAGUCAAAAUUCCUUCAUUUAGACUUUGCUUUAUUCUUCAUUUUAUGGGCAUAAUAAAUUUAUAAAAUAUAAAUUUAAGUUUUCUAGUUUUCUUUCAUACAAAAUGAUACGCAUUUCUGAAUAUCACAAAGUAGUAUAAUUUCUUCCGCGCGUAGGGACUCCACGCAGCUUUUUUUUAUGUAAAACCUUGGAAUUUAUUCAUUAAAAUCACCACUCAGAAGUCAUUUUAUCCGUUGUAAGUGAGCGAUUUACAAAGAAACAUCAUUUCUAAUACGCCACAAGACAAAAUUAGAAAUGAAGUUCAUAAACCUCAUGAUGUCAGAUAAAACGAUAUACCUCGUCAUCGCGGGUCGAUUUCCAAAAAAUGUAAAUGAAGACUAACUACAGAAAUGAUCCUGUAAAGUAUAGCCUUAAUUUUUCAACGGCCAACGCAGAGUAUUUCAACGAAAAGUUACACAAAAUACUUGAGAAUUUGCAAACAAGACAAACGAAAGAAAAAUAAGUAUAACUUCAAUAAUGCACAAGCAUACAAACAUACAUAUGCGCACACAUGUGAAUAUGUCACCAACCAAAAAUUGAAACAUUGUUCUACAAAAACAACAACAGCAUAAGCAUGGCAACAUUGUGUUGUUGGUAGAAAAGCCGAGCUGUGCCGAAAGAAACGAACAAACGAUCGCCGAUUGUCACCGCUUCGCUUGCUGCUCGAACAUCUUCGCAGACAAGGUUGCGCAACUUGCAUUUAACGCAACCUUUUCCGAACUCGUAUAAGAAGUUUAACUUGGAUCAUAAAUAUUUCGUGUGUUAAUAAAGCAUUGCUUUUUGGGAGAAAAUACUGUUGAAUUAGGGCUCUGCACCACGGAAAUCAGUCGUUGAAAAGACAGUUGCUAAGUUCGAAAGAGACGAAAUGAGUCCCGAGUACAAUCAGCAAUUCGUUGUUUAUUGCGAGGCACUCACUUUGCACAGAGCUUUCGCCUCACACGUUAAAUUUGGAGCAAAACAAUACCUCUUUCUUAAAUCAUGAACAGCUUUUUUGUCAUUAGACAAUACAAACGUAACUUUGCCUUGGUAUGUGACAGAUUUGGUGUGCCUGACAGAGUAGCAUCAGCAUUGGGAACCGCUCUUUUGCAAGAUUUUAAAAUUAAAGAUAAGCAUGGGAAACCUCUCAUCAUGGAUAAAUCGAAAGUUCGCAGAGAAAAAGAGAAAUGCAGACAAGAAGUGCUUCGCAAACGGUUAGAUGAUACCAAUUUGUUAGCGUUUUCAUUCGAUGGCAGAAAAGAUGAUACUUUAACGAUUCAUGAGAAGUAUCAUACUAGGAUGGUAAAAGAACCUCAUCUUGUUAUUUUGAGAGAACCCAAUUCUGAAUUGAUUGGUUACGUAAGACUGGAACAUGAAACCGCUGAAUACAAAACAACCAAAUUAAAUGGUUUUUUCAACGAUAAAAAUAUAUCACUGGAUACAUUAAUUGGAAUAUGCACUGACGGUGAGCCAACAAACACUGGCCCACACGGUGGAAUUAUACGACGAUUCGAAUUGCUGUUAAAAAGACCAUUGCAUUGGUUUGUUUGUCUUCUACACUUCAACGAACUUCCGUUUCGGCAUUUGUUUGAAGCUUUGGAUAAAUCAACCAGCACUGGACCAAGAUCGGCAACCGGAAAACUGAGCCGUCCAAUCGAAACUUGUGAAACUCUUCCGGUGGUGGACGGCUUCCAGAAAAUUGAGUUGCAAAAUAUGACCCCUGCUCCAGAAAAAAAAAAGAAUUUUCCACCGAUUCGAAGUACUUAUAAGACAUGGCCCAUGCAAUUUCUAGCGGCGUGGUUCCGGUGGAUCUGGCUAACAUCAAACCAGGGAAAAUUGUACAUUCUCGGUGGCUCACCAAGGCCGCUAGAUUAUUGCGAUUAUAUGUGACAACGGAAAAUCCAGAUGCAAAUUUAAGAAUUCUGGUUGAAUUUAUAAUUAAAUGUUAUGUGCCAAUGUACUUCAAUAUCAAGUAUUACAGCUCUGUCGUGUACGGCAGUGCAUUAUUUUUCAAGUUCAUUGGUUGGUCACGAUUUCUAGAACCUCGGUAACGCAAAAUUGUCAAUCAAGUAAUUAAAGAUAAUUCAUAUUAUGCGCAUUCGGAAAAUAUCUUGUUAUCAAUGUUGUUUGAUGAUAGGAAAGAAAAGCGCGACUGUGCCAUCAAGAAAAUUCUGCGCUAUCGAACCGAUGUUGACGAGCCAAUGGAACUUAGAGUGUAUAAAAAACCAGAUAUAAACUUUAAUUGCACAAGUUAUACGGAAAUGAUCAAUUUGAAUGAUAUAAAUAUCGUAUUUGAACCACCAUUCAUGCGAAGCAUUCCGUAUGAUACAUUGAAAGAAUGUUUAAAUCAAGAUGAUCCACCGUUUAAUGAUCCAAAAAUUCCAUCACACAUACAAGGAACGGAACGACAUGUUCAAUUGCUAGCUAGCGUUUCCAAACGGGUUAUACCGGAAAAUGUAGAGGCUGUUAUGGCGACGACAUUAGAGAGCCGUGCGAAAUUGCCCAGACUUGAAAGUAAAAAAGGCUUCAAACAAUAAUUUUUUUUAGUUUCUUUUCUAUAACUCACUUAAAUUAAUUUUUUCAUUUACAUAUGUUCCGACUAAAUAAAUUUCUUAAGAGAAAAAAUAGAUAUUAUUAUAAAUAAAUAAAUAAAAAUAAAGAAAAAACAUAGCCAUUUAGCUGAUUUUUUCAUGUAAAGACAAAAAAUGGUGAGUUUUUGAAAUGAUUGUAUGAGGAACCCCCCAGGGGAGUUCCAGGGGGUGUGCCACUGGCAUGGGUGGAUCGGCCGUCCAAAGUUAGUGGGGGUCGGUCAUACAUUUGGACUCAAUUGGAGCACUCUAAAUGGGUCAAAGUGGGAUUUUUCAAAA
Molecule: messenger RNA, 3281 nt
Organism: Bactrocera dorsalis (oriental fruit fly)
Lineage: Eukaryota; Metazoa; Arthropoda; Insecta; Diptera; Tephritidae
Exons: 2
Coding region: 1417-2304 (295 amino acids)
Source: RefSeq, a predicted model, not a curated record